Messenger RNA from Cinara cedri, 519 nucleotides. The record is from the annotation of a GenBank genome assembly. Lineage: Eukaryota; Metazoa; Arthropoda; Insecta; Hemiptera; Aphididae.
AUGGAUACAACUGCUAACGAAGCCGCUCAAGUGGUAGCAUUAAUGGAAUCAGGGAUGCGUCAAUGUGAUGUUGCACGGCAACUAAACUUGAGCCGUUUUGCCGUUCGACGAGUUUUCCAACGUUAUCAAGAGACUGGUGGCUUUAUCCGGAGGCAUGGAUCAGGCCGACAACGCUGCACAACGGACAGAGAUGAUCGUUUUAUUGUCUCGACGUCUUUGCGCAAUCGAUUUUCCAAUGCUGUAGAGCUUCAACAGCAACUCCGCGCAGCUCGCAGUACAACAGUAAGCACCUCUACGGUUAGGAGAAGGUUAGGAGAACAAAAAAUUGUGGCCCGCAGACCUGCUACCGGUCCGAAACUGACUGCACAGCACCGCAAAGAACAGUUACAUUUUGCCCGUGAACAUUUUAAUUGGACGCUUGACCAAUGGAAGACUGUGCUCUUUUCUGAUGAAACAAGGGUGUGUCUAUACAGCAAUGACAAACGNAAAUGUAAUAUGGUUGAAUUAAUUGAGAAUUAA